This is a messenger RNA of Pieris rapae (cabbage white), 2090 nucleotides long. Its product is annotated as arrestin domain-containing protein 17. The transcript has 8 exons. The record is from RefSeq and is a predicted model, not a curated record. NCBI's taxonomy places the organism in Eukaryota, Metazoa, Arthropoda, Insecta, Lepidoptera, Pieridae. Gene Ontology annotation, biological process: protein transport. Gene Ontology annotation, cellular component: cytoplasm. The coding region runs from base 85 to 1347 and encodes 420 amino acids.
UACGCGAAAAGAGUGAAAACUGAAAACACUUAGGUUACGGAGUCUCGACUCGGGUUGUUCUUCUGCAUUUAUAUUUUAUUAACGAUGGGAUUAAAAGAAGCUAUCAUCUACUUAGACAAUCAGUGGAACACAUACUAUGCUGGCCAAACUGUGAAUGGAAGAAUAGAGUAUGUCUUCGAUACUCCUAAAAAAGUUAGAGGAAUACACGUAAAUAUUAAAGGUGAAGCACAUACAGAGUGGAGUGAAAGUAAACAGGAAGAGGAUACUGAUGGUAAAAGUCAGUCAUCAGAAACUCUUCAUACAGGCAAGGAGGAGUAUUUUCAAAUUUCUUACUAUCUUUUGGGAAAUAACACUGGAAAUGAAAUUGAGAUACCUCCUGGAAAACAAAUAUAUAAUUUUACGUGUACUUUACCACCUGUUCUCCCGUCAUCCUUUGAAGGAGAGUAUGGAUAUGUGCGAUAUACAGUUAAAGUCACUCUGGAUCGCCCGUGGAAGUUUGAUCAAGAGACAAAAAUGGCUUUUACUGUUAUUAAUGCAUUGGAUUUAAAUCUUAAUCCAUCUUAUAGAGAGCCUUUGCAUUUUCAAAUGGAGAAGACAUUCUGUUGCUUUUGUUGUGCAUCACCACCGCUUUGUGUGGAUAUAAGGGCACCUGUCACAGGAUAUUGUCCUGGACAAGUUAUUCCUUUAACUAUUGACAUUGAGAAUAAGAGUAAUGUACAAGUACACCUUGUGAAAGUAUUCUUGAGAAAGGUAGCGACAUAUAGAGCUACAUCCCCAAGCAAUGUUACAAAAAAAUGUAAAGAUAUUAUUUUAACAAUUCAAGAGGGUCCAGCACCAGCCGGGACCACAAAACAUUGGAACUUGAAUAUGGAGAUUCCUCCCAUUCCGCCUUCUAAUCUUGUUAAUUGUAGCAUUAUUGAUUUGGAUUAUGAUGUGAAGGUCGAAUGUGUUGUAUCAGGAAUGCAUAUAAACCUGAAAGACAAGAAGUAUAUUACUAUUGGAACGGUUCCAUUAAUGGGUGUUGGGGCAACUCCAUCUGCGCCAAUACUCUCUGAAGGGGGUAAUCAACCUGCUGUUUUACCAGUUUCUCCUGGAGAAUCUGUUCAGCCCUCAGCGCCAGGAGGUGAAGGUCCUGGUGGUUGGGUUGCCCCGGGAUCUACGCCUAUGCAGCCACCUUACCAGUCGCUGUAUCCUGCCUUGUCCGCCCCCGUCUACAGAGAGUCCCCGUACGGACGGAAUAUACAGGACCGUAAUGAAACCCAGCACAUGGCUAUCACAGGACCUGCUAAGUUUGCGCCCUACUACCCUACGUAUGCAGCAGUUCAACCACCUCCACUACCACAGUAAAACACCUGAUAAUAUGCGAAGAUUAAGAAAACUAAAAUGAAAACUAUCACUUACAUUCUGUUUACUCUCAACAUGUUAUUAUUAUGAAUACUUGUAUACAUGUCGCAGUAAUAUAGUUAAAUCAGAGAGAUAAUUGAAUCUCUAGAAUCUAGACAGUUAGUUCAAGAUCGACAUUCAAUCAAGUCGAUAGCAUUUUAGUCGAAAACGUUUAACUAUCUGUCUGACCAAAAGUGAGUGUGUUGAUUAAUAAUGUAAAACAAAAUGGCGGUCACAACAACAGCUGAUUUUAGAGACUUUCUUUUGGCAAACGUCGGUCUGUUGUGUGAGUGGUUUUUUGUUUCAAAUUGUGGUCUUUGGUGACAGACGGUGGCUAUGAUUAUUUCGGUGUGAUCGUGAAGAACUGAGAGCUUGGAAAAUCCUGUAUUGUGUUUUAUUAUAAAUGGGUAGGCUAGUCUUGUUGCCUAGGAACGUUUCGUUCAGUCACUUGUCUUACGAAACUUUAGCAACUUGAUUGAAUAUCGAUCUUUAAUGAACUGUCUAUAGAUUCAAAUUACUCUCUGAUUUAACUACUUUACUGCGACAUACAGAUUAUUUUAAAGCUUUUGUAUUUAGGUCGGAGUAAUAUUAUAUUUAAUUAACUGUUUAUUCAUGUUUUUUAUACUUUUUGUGUUGGCCUCGUGGCUUGAGCGACUUUCCUAUUAAGAGAAAAAAGAUAACGACAGAGAUACAAAUCUGAAGACCAA